UCUGACCUGAUAGUCAAGUCACAAAAUCUGCAUGUGUACGUACUCUCUUUAAAUGCAUUGUUCACAAGAAUAUAUAGAGAGAGAAUCCUCUUCUUUUGGCUCUCUGCCCCUUUUUCAGGUUUUCAGUUUCUUUCAUUAAAGAAAAUUCAAUUAUUCACCCUACUUAUAAAGACCGAAGAAAAUUAGACCCCCCCACCAUUUAUGAAUAUUUUUUUCCCCUUUAUAAGAGCUUUCUCUCUUUGAAGAACAAACUAUUUCUUGUUUGGUGGUGAAAAAAAGAGAAGGGUAUUUUUUGUUCUUUGUUUUUGGUUACGAAUAUGGCUAUUCAAGCCCAGUUAUAUACGGAUAAUCUUGGGUUUUCAUUGGGUGGUUCACAAGAUUUAAUGGAAAACGGUUGUGGAUUUAAUCAGUUUGGUUUCACUACUCAUCAACAACAACAACAACAACCCAUUCAACAGAAUUUCCAACAGCAAGUUUUGCCCCAAAAAAUCAAUCAGAAUUUGAUGAACAUUAAUGUGCCAAAACAGUAUAGCAACGUUACUGAACCAGUGCCUUUUUCCCAGUUUCUAGCCACCCAGAUUGAAAAACAGAGGAUUGAAACCGAUCAGUUCAUCACUUUACAGAAUGAAAGAUUGAGAUUGGUUUUAAACGAGCAAAGGAAACAACAACUAGCAUUGAUCUGGAGAAAAUACGAAGCAAAAGUGCAAUUUCUGUUAAAACAAAAGGAUGAAGAAAUAGCUAAAGCAGCAAACAGGACAAAAGAGCUUGAAGAUUUCUUAAAGAAAAUGGAAAUAGAGAAUCAAGCAUGGCAGAGAAUCGCCAAUGAAAAUGAAUCCAUUGUUGUGUCAUUAAACAACACAAUCGAACAGUUAAGAGAAAGUGGUUAUUGUUUAUCAACCAAUGGUGAAGAUGCAGAAUCUUGUUGUGAUGAACAAGAACAAGAACAAAAUGGAAAAAUGGUAUGCAAAAGCUGCAAUUCUCGAUUUUCGUGCAUGGUUUUCUUGCCAUGUAGACAUCUUUCGUCAUGCAAAGCUUGUGAUUCUCUUCUCCAUCAAUGCCCUGUUUGUGGAAUACCAAAAAAAGCUAGCAUUGAAGCCUUGUUUUGAUCAGAAAAAAAAAACAUUGGUAAAUGAGUAGUUAAAUUCAUUAAUUUCUUUUGUGUUUUUUUAAUCCUUUUGUCGGGGGGAUUUACUGUUUUUUUUUGUGUACUUUUUUGAUGAAAUCCCCCUAGUUCUGAUGAAAUGAAUAGUGUGACUGGUGUUUAGUGUACAGUGAAAACUGAAAUGAAGCAUCUUUUUUAACC
Messenger RNA from Lycium barbarum (goji berry), 1303 nucleotides. RefSeq names its product probable BOI-related E3 ubiquitin-protein ligase 3. The transcript has 2 exons. Lineage: Eukaryota; Viridiplantae; Streptophyta; Magnoliopsida; Solanales; Solanaceae. Gene Ontology annotation, molecular function: ubiquitin-protein transferase activity. The record is from RefSeq and is a predicted model, not a curated record. The coding region runs from base 318 to 1106 and encodes 262 amino acids.